CAGAUGGUGGACCGAACUGUGCUUCAUGCGACUGUCCUGAGUUCACAUUCAAUGCCAUUACCUGUAGCACUGGGGCUGUAGAGAGCUGGUCCAUGUCUCUUCUUCCUGUAUGUAACAAAUCUGCUUACCUGUAUAGUGUACGAAGUUUUCGAACCCGAAGAUGAACUGAAGAAACGAAGGAAGAAUAGCUUGGCGCCGGCAAGUACGAACCCAGAGCCGGAAGUUAAGCCGGUGCAUAAAGUGCGGGGAACGUCUCAUCCCCAUCUCCUCUCCACGUUCACCGGCAUCCUCGAGGUCGUUAUUGCUCGUUGUAGGUUAGCAAAUGUUGUCGACGGCACGCACCUCACUCCCUCGAACUUUGCGUUGCAGAGGCACACUCAGUUCAUCUCUCCAUACUGCCUCUAAGCUUGCUGUGUCACAAUCUCCCCUCUACCAGCGACAAUCACUUCCCAAAACAGCAGUUGCCUUCAAGUCCCCUGUUACCCACUCUCGUAACAUGUCGAGCCAUGCAGAGAGUGCAGUGCGUCCGGAGCCUGAUCAGGUUCUCCAGGACAUUGCAGAUUACGUCCACAACUUCAAGAUUGAUUCUGAGUUGGCAUUCGAGACUGCACGCCUCUGCCUUAUUGAUACCAUUGGAUGUGGUCUGGAAGGCUUGAGAUUCGAAGCUUGUGCACGUUUGCUAGGCCCUGUUGUUGAAGGCACUGUCGUCCCGAACGGCACUCGAGUUCCCGGCACAAAUUACCAGCUUGACCCCAUUCGUGGUGCUUUCAAUAUCGGGACGCAGAUCCGUUGGCUCGAUUUCAAUGAUUGUUUCCUUGCUGCUGAGUGGGGACAUCCAUCGGACAAUCUUGGUGCUAUUCUAGCCGUGGCUGAUCACCUCUCUCGCCAAGGCCAGCCUCUGACUGUCCAUGAUAUCCUGGAAGGCAUGAUUAAGGCGCACGAGAUUCAAGGUGGUCUGGCCUUACUCAAUUCAUUCAACCGUGUGGGAUUAGAUCAUGUCGUUUUGGUCAAGGUCGCAAGCACUGCGGUCGUGUCUAAAUUACUUGGCCUUGAUCGUGCUCAGACCAUUGACGCUAUCUCACAGGCGUGGGUAGAUGGCCAAUCUCUUCGCACUUACCGUCAUGCACCCAAUACUGGGUCCCGCAAGUCCUGGGCUGCUGGUGACGCCUGUUCCCGCGCUGUAAACCUUGCGUACCUCGUGAAGAAGGGCGAAAGAGGCAUGCCUUCGGUGUUGACCGCGAAGACAUGGGGAUUCUAUGAUGUCCUGUUCAAGAGCCGACCAUUCGAGUUCCAGAUGCCGUACUCUUCAUACAUCAUGGAGAACGUGUUGUUCAAGAUUUCUUAUCCUGCAGAAUUCCAUGCACAGACUGCUGUGGAAGCUGCCCACAUUAUCCACGCAAAGCUGAAGGACCUGGGAAAGACCAGUGAUGACAUCAAAUCUAUUCGUAUCAGGACCCAGGAGGCAGCAAUGCGGAUUAUCAACAAGAAGGGACCCCUAGAUAAUUUCGCCGACAGGGAUCACGACAUCAACUAUAUGGUGGCCUUCCCCCUCAUUUUCGGUGAAUUGACUUCCGAAUCGUACACGGACAAAGCCGCAGCCGACCCUCGAAUUGAUGCUCUCCGUGCUAAGAUUACUUGCGUCGAGGAGAAGUCGUACAGCGUCGACUACCAUGAACCUUCUAAGCGCUCUAUCUCCAACGCGCUUCUCGUUGAGUUGAACGAUGGAACAGUGCUUGACGAAGUCGAAGUGCAAUACCCCGUUGGUCAUAAGCGCCGGCGUCAAGAAGGAACACCUUUGUUGCUGGCCAAGUUCAAGAAACAUAUUGCACCUCACUUCGAUGGGGCUCGUCAAAAGAAGAUCUUGGAUACCGUGAACGAUGCUAAGUCUCUGCCCAAGCUUCCUGUCAGUCAGUUCACGGAUCUUUUCGUGAAGGCUUAAGGCUAUGUGGACGAAUAAGGAAUCAUGCAUGUAUCACCACCAACAUUGUACCGUAAAAGGUUCAAAUGACAUGUAGUCAUUCUAUCCAUGGUACCCUAGCAUUGUUGGCAAUGACUCUGGAGACAUCGUCGCUAUGAUUAGGUUCAUCGUCUGGCUUGGUUACGCAAGCUAAAUCUGUCGAGCUCCAUUGUUAGGAAUCAUUCGUAUAUACCCACCGGUCAUCUGUUGUGCUGUGCCUCUGAAGCAUACCA
This is a messenger RNA of Somion occarium, 2190 nucleotides long. NCBI's taxonomy places the organism in Eukaryota, Fungi, Basidiomycota, Agaricomycetes, Polyporales, Cerrenaceae. The record is from the annotation of a GenBank genome assembly.